Messenger RNA from Nilaparvata lugens (brown planthopper), 806 nucleotides. RefSeq names its product glyceraldehyde-3-phosphate dehydrogenase-like. The record is from RefSeq and is a predicted model, not a curated record. NCBI's taxonomy places the organism in Eukaryota, Metazoa, Arthropoda, Insecta, Hemiptera, Delphacidae. Gene Ontology annotation, molecular function: oxidoreductase activity, acting on the aldehyde or oxo group of donors, NAD or NADP as acceptor.
CUGCUUUUCUAUUUCUAGAUAUUGAUUGCAUAAAAUAUUUGAAAUAUUCUAAAAAUAAUAAAAAUAUUUUAAAUAGAUUAUGUUAAUAUUAUGGAUUAUUAAUCAGCUUUAUUAUUACUAAUCAGAUUAUUAUUAUUAUUAAUAUAAAAUUAUUAAUCAUUUCAGCCCCAAGUCCAGAUGCGCCUAUGUUUGUACCAGGAGUCAAUCUAAACAAAUACAAUUCAAGUAUCAACAUUGUUUCAAAUGCAUCGUGCACAACAAAUGCCUUGGCACCGUUGGCCAAAGUUAUUCACGAGAAUUUUGAUAUUGUUGAAGGUUUGAUGACUACUAUUCACUCAGUAACAUCUUCUCAGAAAACAGUCGAUGGUUAUUCCAAAAAGAGAAGGAGUGCACGUGGAGCUUUGCAAAACAUAAUACCGGCUUCAACCGGAGCUGCAAAAGCUGUUGGCAAAGUUAUACCAAGCCUUGAAGGACGUAUCACUGGAAUGGCAUUCCGCGUACCUCUGCACGUUUCAGUUGUUGAUUUUACUGUUAAACUGCGCAAAGAAACGUCAAUAGAUGACAUCAAAGCUGCUGUCAAGACGCCUCUGAAGGAUGCUGAAAGCAUACUGGGCUACACAGAAGAUGAAGUCGUCUCAUCAGACUUCAACGGCGAUACAAGGUCUUCCAUAUUUGACGCUAAAGCUAGUAUGUCCCUAAAUCCUAAAUUUUUCAUGCUGAUAACUUGGUAUGAUAAUGAGUAUGGUUAUUCUUGUAGAAUCAUUGAUCUCAUUAAGCACAUGCAAGAUAAAGAAUGUGAUUUGUAA